Molecule: messenger RNA, 741 nt
Organism: Macrobrachium nipponense
Lineage: Eukaryota; Metazoa; Arthropoda; Malacostraca; Decapoda; Palaemonidae
Product: gastrula zinc finger protein XlCGF71.1-like
Exons: 1
Coding region: 1-741 (246 amino acids)
Biological process (GO): regulation of transcription by RNA polymerase II
Cellular component (GO): nucleus
Molecular function (GO): DNA-binding transcription factor activity, RNA polymerase II-specific; RNA polymerase II transcription regulatory region sequence-specific DNA binding
Source: RefSeq, a predicted model, not a curated record
AUGCAGCACAAGGGUAUCAAACCUGAGGAGUGUGACUUAUGUGGGAAGAAGUUCCCCACAAAGGGCCUUUUGACGAACCACAGAAGAACUCACUUCAAGGAGAAGGCCUUCAAAUGUGAACUGUGCGACGAAGAAUUCAUGAGAUUGGUCACUCUGAAGAAGCACGUCAAGUACGUCCACGGCCACGGCACCAACGGGAGAGUCCCCCCGAUCUACGACGACCGGCCGAGCAGGAAGCCUUACGGGGAGUCUAAGCCGUUCGUGUGUGACGAGUGUGACGUGACUUUUACCAGCAAUGGGAAGUUCCUUGCCCAUCAGCAGACUCACCGCCCCAACAAGCAGUUCAAGUGCGACGAUUGCGGCAUGUGUUUCGCCAAGAGUUAUACCCUGGAAGUGCACAGGCGAAUGCACACAAGUGUCUCUCCAGUUAUCCAGGCUUCGCCAGUGCCCGUCAACUCCAUGACCACUAUAGCAUCUGUCACCCCAGUUUUGACGAUACCGGCAACCGUCAGCGUUCCGCAGACUUCAAAUAAAAUCACGGCGUACGUCAAGGUUCCUCAGCGUCCCAUAGCUGUCAAACGAGAGCCUCAGUACAACGACCCUCUAGCCAUGGCCACAGCUGCGGCCCAGGUGACUCCUGACUUGGUGGAGAGCCUGACCUUGCCGGAACAGCACCAUCCGUACAACUACCAUUACUCGAGCCAAGGCAAGACCAUGUAUGCCACCAAAUAUCGAAAGUGA